Messenger RNA from Cannabis sativa, 1325 nucleotides. RefSeq names its product maltose excess protein 1, chloroplastic. Gene Ontology annotation, molecular function: maltose transmembrane transporter activity. The transcript is spliced from 12 exons. The coding region runs from base 1 to 810 and encodes 269 amino acids. NCBI's taxonomy places the organism in Eukaryota, Viridiplantae, Streptophyta, Magnoliopsida, Rosales, Cannabaceae. The record is from RefSeq and is a predicted model, not a curated record. Gene Ontology annotation, cellular component: chloroplast envelope.
AUGAGAUUGAUAAGGUUUCUCGGUUCUUCUUGGGCUUCAUUCUUCUACGGAUAUGGAAAUCUAGCCUGCUUGUACUGGUUCAAUAGUAUCAGCAAGGAAUUCUUCUUGGCAGCAACCGCUGGUUUCGUAUUGUGGAUAGGAUUGGCUUUUCCUUACUUCGUUGCUACCACAGUGCUCGUUGUAACGGGUUUGGCUGUUAAUUUCUUUAAUUACUUCUAUUUGCUUAAUGAUUCGGUGUGGAGAUUUUGGGAGGAUGUUAUUACAGUUGGUGGUUUAUCAGCUUUGCCACAGGUUAUGUGGUCGACAUUUGUUCCUUAUUUACCAAACACUAUAUUGCCCGGUGCUCUAUCGUUUGUUGUAGCUGUUGCAGCUGUUGUUAUGGCACGACUAGGUAAACUAUCUGAGAAAGGUACUAAAUUUGUUGGAGCCAUAUCUGGAUGGACGGCUACACUCCUCUUCAUGUGGAUGCCGGUAUCACAAAUGUGGACAAAUUUCCUCAAUCCUGACAAUAUUAAAGGCUUAUCACCUGUUUCUAUGUUGCUUGCAAUGAUUGGCAAUGGACUCAUGAUUCCUCGUGCGCUAUUAACUCGCGAUUUCAUGUGGUUUCUCGGUUCUUCUUGGGCUUCAUUCUUUUACGGAUAUGGAAAUCUAGCCUGCUUGUACUGGUUCAAUAGUAUCAGCAAGGAAUUCUUCUUGGCAGCAACCGCUGGUUUCGAACUGUGGAUAGGAAUGGCUCUAUGGAGAGACACUGUAGUUCAUGGAUAUAGCUCACCUUUCACUUCAUUGAAAGAGUUGAUUUCUGGUUCUUAGAGAGAGUUAUUCAUCAAUUGGGUUCAGGAACACAAUCAUCCACACAUUCUUUUGCUGCAAAUAGGAAACACAUUUUGCAAACUUCCUGUUGGGUGGACGGCGAAGCCAUGCGAAAAUGAUUAGUAACUCGGUUCAAAGUGAAGUCUUGUCUUUUCAAGAUGAAUUUGUUGCCAGGUAUGUUUACUUUAUUGAAAAACAAAGUCUUGUUUUGUUGCUACCAUUUUAUUAGGAAGGAGAGAAAAAUUAAGUAUAGGAAAAAGUUUAUAUCUUACUCCUAUACUUUAAUUUGUUCUUUAAGGCCUAGAAGGAAUGACUACUACAUUAUUAGAGAUAGAAGAUCAGAUUUUGAAAACUCUCUCUGAAGAUGAUACAAGGCAUCUUACCAAUUUUGUUACCUAAAGAAAAAAGUAGUAAAUGCUUCUAUUCUAAUAAAUUCAUUCAUUCACUUAAAAAAAGAGGGAAAAGAAAAAUCUGAAACUUUGAUUUUCAAAUAUGUCAAUCUAUCAUUGUCAAAA